Molecule: messenger RNA, 2647 nt
Organism: Acipenser ruthenus (sterlet)
Lineage: Eukaryota; Metazoa; Chordata; Actinopteri; Acipenseriformes; Acipenseridae
Exons: 2
Coding region: 273-1349 (358 amino acids)
Source: RefSeq, a predicted model, not a curated record
UUAUUCCCCACAAACUUUGCUUUUGUGACCAGGACAGUGAUAUUUUGAAAUUUACCUAUUUUCCAGAACAUUCCAGAUAGAUUCAGUGCUGAGUAAACUUGGAGUAACUUCUAGAACUUUCUAGAACUUUCCAGUAAUAUAAAUAGUAGUAUAAAUACAGGGGCCUUAAGCCCACCAGUUCAGUUUAGUUCCAGCUGCCUAAGUGGAUACAUAUCUGCAUUUCUCUGAGAUGGCAUCAAGAGGCUGCAAGCAUCCGGCAGACGCAUUUUGCUAUGUCUGCGGCCAAUUUAUCAAGACAAGAGCGAAAAAGUACUCCGUGGAAGCAUCUGCUAAGAUGUGUGAGGCCUACAAGGCAUAUUUCGGCAUGCCUGUCGGGGAUCAAGACAAACCCUGGGCACCUCAUUUCACCUGCGAGCACUGCAAAAAAAACUCUGGAAGGAUGGUACAGAGGGGAAAAGAGAGCCAUGAAGUUCGCUAUCCCAAGAAUUUGGCGGGAACCCACUGACCACUCAAGCAACUGCUACUUCUGCAUGGUGGACCCUUCCAAACGUCGGACUGGCAAGAAUGCACCUGCUAUCACGUAUCCGGACCUUCCUUCAUCCAUUGCCCCGGUGCCACACUGCCAUGAGCUCCCCGUACCCACUCCUCUGGAGAGAGAGCAGCCGUCUUUAGAAGAGAGCAGCAAGUCAGAGAGCGAGGAAGACGUUGUAGAUCCAGAUGACAAUUUCAGAGGUGGAGCUGAGGAGAGAAACCCAUACUACCCCAACCAAAAAGACCUCAACGACUUGAUUAGAGAUCUUGGUCUCACCAAGUCCAAUGCCGAGCUUUUGACGUCUAGGCUCAAGCAGUGGAACUUGUUGGAUGAAAGUGUGCAAGUCGCAGAUCAGAGGAAGCGUCACCAACCUUUUUCCAGAUUCUUCACCCGUCAAGAUGGGCUCUACUUCUGCCACAAUGUGACCAGUCUGUUCGAGGCAAUCGGAAUCGCCUGUAACCAGAAUGAGUGGCGCCUCUUCAUUGACAGCUCAUCCAGGAGCCUCAAAGCCGUGCUGCUCCAUAAUGGUAACAAGUACCCGUCUCUUCCCCUGGCUCACUCGGUGCACCUCAAAGAGGAUUACAACAGCAUCAAGACCUUGCUGGACGCCUUGAAGUAUGAUGAGUACGGCUGGGAGGUCAUAGGAGACUUCAAAAUGGUGGCAUUCCUGAUGGGUUUCCCUGCUAUCUUUGCCUUUGGGACAGCAGGGACACCAAGGCGCACUACCACAGGCGGGACUGGCCACAGCGGACCGAGUUCUCUGUGGGGAGGAACAACGUCAAGUGGGAGCCACUGGUGGACCCCCGGAAGGUGUUGAUGCCACCACUGCACAUCAAACUGGGCCUUAUGAAACAAUUUGUCAGAGCUCUAGAUAAGGAGUCGGCAGCCUUCAAGUACCUUCAAGACUUCUUCCCUAAGGCAAAGGUCAAAGCCGGUGUCUUCGUCGGACCACAGAUAAAGAAGAUCCUGGAGUGCAAGGAAUUCCCCAAGAAGCUCACUAGUAAGGAGAAAGCGGCUUGGAACAGCUUUGUCGCAGUGGUUCGGCGCUUCCUGGGCAAUCACAAGGCCGAAAACUAUGUGGAGCUGGUUGAGACUCUGGUGAAGAACUACGGUACAAUGGGCUGUAGGAUGUCCCUCAAAGUCCAUAUCCUUGAUGCUCAUCUUGAUAAAUUCAAGGAGAACAUGGGAGCGUACUCAGAGGAGCAAGGCGAGCGCUUCCACCAGGAUAUACUGGACUUUGAACGCCGCUACCAAGGACAGUAUAACGAGAAUAUGAUGGGAGAUUACAUUUGGGGGCUGAUUCGUGAAAGUGAUUUACAGUAUAAUCGUAAAUCUCGAAAAACUACUCACUUCUAAAUCUUUUGUAGUCAUUUUUGUAUUACUUUAGUAUAAAUACAUGUUAAUUUGGAUUCAUAUGUUGUUUUUUUUCUGACUUUAUGUGAACGAAAAGACACAAAUUCGCCCGUUUUCUCAUUGGAAAUAGGUAAAUUACAAAAUAUCACUGUCCUGGUCACAAAAGCAAAGUUUGUGGGGAAUAAUAGCCAUUUUCUAUACUUUUGAGGCAUAAGCAAUUAGGAAAUAACACUUACUACCCAGGAACAAAAAUUGUGUUACAUAGUGUUAUUAAAGGAGGGGUAAAACAAUUGCGGAAGUAUGACAUUGGCACUAAGUUGCAGGAUAUAGCAGUGGAGUUAUUGUUCCGAGUAAUGUCAGAGUAGCUUGGCUUAUUCAUUUUAGUAAGUUUUAAAACAAAUGAUGCUAUUCUUGUGUAUAACUUGUCAUAGGGUUUAUGUAUUUCUUAUGAUGCACAAGCAAAGCAGGUUGGCACAUUGAAAUGUUAAGUGUGGAAUGGGUGGCAUUAGUAAAGGAGGCAUCUGUACUAGAAAUGUGGUACAGCUACAGUGCCUCUAAGUUUACUAACUGUAAUGGUAAACAUGCUUUUGCGUUUCAUAUUUCUGUCAGUAUGCUACAGCAAUAUUGGGUUAAAAAAAACCAAAUGGGAUAAGUACCUUAUGUGCUUGGAGAAUACUAAACCUCAAACAGUUUAGAUUAGAUCUCAACAGAUGUCUGCGUAUUCUUUGUUGUUCUCUUUUAACAUAAGAAUACAUUUUAUUU